This is a messenger RNA of Ictalurus furcatus (blue catfish), 2214 nucleotides long. RefSeq names its product hedgehog acyltransferase (gene hhat). The coding region runs from base 163 to 1782 and encodes 539 amino acids. Gene Ontology annotation, molecular function: palmitoyltransferase activity. Gene Ontology annotation, biological process: protein palmitoylation. Gene Ontology annotation, cellular component: endoplasmic reticulum. The transcript has 12 exons. NCBI's taxonomy places the organism in Eukaryota, Metazoa, Chordata, Actinopteri, Siluriformes, Ictaluridae. The record is from RefSeq and is a predicted model, not a curated record.
GAAUGUAGGCCAACCAAUCAUAUCCUAGCUGGAUACCAAGUCCGGAAGUAACGGGUGGAGCUCCGGAGGGCGAGCGAGUGACUGGAGAAUCCCAAAUCCUUGAUUAGGCCCUGAAUAAGUGCCCUAGACUGCUUGGGGAUCUGAUCAUAUCUAGUGCACUACAUGUGCACAUGUCAGCGGUUUGGGAUGUGGACAGUGACACGCCGAGGAAGCGGAGAUAUUAAAGCUGUUUAUAUCAUUAAUCAUGUUGAAGUGGGCGUGGUCAGGAUGGAGUCUGCUGCGUUACCUGAGUGGGAGAUGAUCCUGUACUGGUUCCUGUCCUUCACCUCUCAUCUCUACUCCUUCUACCAGCUUCACCUGUUCUCUAAAGAACAUGAAGAGAGCUUGGACAGAGAGGUGCAGCUGGACAAGGGCUUCUUCAUCUGGGGCAGUAAAAAGGAUGCCACUGAUUUUGAGUGGAGUUUCUGGAAUGAGUGGGCAUGGCGUUCUCUCCUCUGGUCUCUGAUUGGUCAUGCUGUGGUGUCCCAGCUCUCCAGUGUGUGUGUGCCUCAGUUGAGAAAGGCCGCCCUCACAGUGUACGGUGUCCUCUGUGCCUGGUGGCUCCUUGGCUUGAGGGGCGUGGCCAUUCUAAUGCUUCACCUGAGCAUUUCAUUGGCUGUUGCUCAGUUGCAGAACCCCGCCCUUUCCUGGAUCUGCUCUUUGUUGCUGCUCUCUAUGCUACACAUCAGCAGCGUGCAAGACAUACAGCGAGGCUGGUAUGACUCAGAUGAGCAGUAUUAUCUCCUGAUGUUCAGCAUCGCAAUGUGUGUGUUACGGUGUGUCAGCUUCAGCCUGGAGUUGUGCUGGAGCCCCCUGCAGGACGGAGGAACUAAUCGAUGUUUCUCUUUUCUGAACUUCAGAAAAUUUCUAACACAUCUCUACAACCUUGUCUCUUACUGUUUCUACCAUCCACUGUUCUACAACGGACCCAUCAUUAACUACAACCACUUCAGCCAACAGAUGGAGAGGGCGGUGUGUAAGGUGUCACCAGCAUUGUUGUUAGGCCGAACUUUGCGUGUUUGUGUGUGGUGGUGUGUAGCUGAGCUUAUGAUACACCUAAUGUACAUGCACAGCAUCCAGAACAACGAGACCUACCUCACCAUGCUCCCAUCCUGGGCUCUGGGAGGCCUGGCUCUGGCUCUUGUACAGUUUUUCUAUGUGAAGUAUCUGGUGUUGUUUGGUGUUGCAUCUCUGCUGAUGAAGUUGGAUGGUAUUGAGCCUCCUCCACUACCCCGCUGUGUGAGCACCAUGUACAGCUUCAGAGGGAUGUGGAGGCACUUUGAUGUGGGACUUUACAGAUGGCUCAUCAGGUAUGUGUACUUUCCUUUAGGUGGGUCUCAGCAUGGGCUUUUACAGAAGCUUAUCUCCAUGGCGAUGACGUUUAGCUUUGUGUGUUUGUGGCAUGGUUGCCAUGACUACCUGCAGUGCUGGGCCCUGCUCAACUGGGUGUGUGUGUUCACAGAGAACAGCAUCACACUCUUCCUCUGCUGGCCUCCUCUUCAUCACACCAUUGUAUGUUAUGUGUCUCCGCCCAUGAGGAGGCGUGGCCUUGCGCUUAUCUCUGCCUUUUCCACAGCUAUGCUAAUUCUGUCCAAUCUGGUGUUUUUGGGAGGAAUUCACAUUGGCCGUGUGUAUUGGGAGAGGGUGUACAUGCAAGGCUGGUCCUCCAUGGCAGUUCCUGUGCUUGGGUGUCUGUACUGUUUUGCGCAGGUUGGACUGGAGAUGGACCGUAAGAAGACGUGAACUGUGUGUGAAUUUUAGCUCGUUAUGAUUGAGUAACAGGUGCAGUGAGACAGGUGGGGUGUGGAAUGGGGGGAUGUCUUGUCAUCGGUCUGGAGUUAUGAGGUCUCAGGCGAUGUUCUUCAGGUGUGACUGUGAUGUGUUCAGAAUGAGUGAUGCAGUGUAACACACACACACCUGUCUCCAGUCCCGCAGAAGAAGGACAUCGUUUUUCCCAAAGGUCUACGACUUUAUUCAAUAAUCUGCUUUAUUUAUCAUAUUACUGCAUUAAUAAUCUCAUCACAAUGUACUGAAGUUUAUAAACUAACUAAAGUUUAACUCUUCAUGUGCUUUAAUGGGUCAGUGCAGAAAACCCGAAACUCUGCAGCACAGUGGACUGAACUUCUUCCAUGUGUAUGAAUAAAGUGCUUGCAUCUGAUCACAUAAACACAUCCG